GCGUAGCGACUGAGGAUGGAAAUGGAAGAGGGGAGAAUCGAACUGAGACUUCCUUGAAGCCGGCGGCCGGCCGAUUCCUCUAUUCAACUCAAGCUAGUCUGCAAUGGCCGCAACGGCGGCGGUAUCUCCCCGGACGCUGCUCUCUUCCUUCCAUCAAAGGUUCAUCUUUACUGUUCCAGCCUUCUUAAAUCUUCCCGCCAGCAGCGCUAGGUGCAACUGCCGCGGCGGGAAGGUUCGCCUGUUCUCGGCGAUCCGCUGCGUACAAUCGGCCGAAGAAAUUUCCACCGCCACGGGGAUAACGACCUCCGUUUCGGAGGAAAUCGGGCGGCGCAAUGUAAUUGACAUAUUGGAGGAAAGAGGUUUGCUGGAAUCCCUCACCAGCGACAAUCUCAGGUCGGUUUCCUCCAAUUCAGAAUCUUCUCCACUUAGGGUUUACUGUGGCUUCGAUCCCACCGCCGAGAGCUUGCACUUAGGCAACCUCCUCGGAAUCCUAGUCCUCUCCUGGUUCCACCGCUGCGGCCAUAGAGUCGUCGCGCUUAUCGGCGGCGCCACCGCCCGAAUCGGCGAUCCCUCGGGAAAAAUCCUCGAGCGGCCCGAGCUGGACGUGGAAACCCUCGAGAGAAACACCUUAGGGAUAGCCAAUACCGUAACCAGAAUCCUGAAUUCGAGCAAUUCGACAACCUCUUUCGUGGUUAUGAACAAUUACGAUUGGUGGAAGGAGUUCAAAUUGCUGGAUUUUCUCAAACAGGUAGGGAGAUACGCUAGGGUAGGAACAAUGGUUGCUAAAGAGAGCGUGAAGAAGAGGCUUGAAUCCGAACAAGGAAUGAGCUACACGGAGUUCACUUACCAGCUAUUACAGGGCUAUGAUUUUCUCUACCUCUUCCAGAACCAUGGAGUGAAUGUUCAGAUUGGAGGCAGUGAUCAGUGGGGGAACAUUACGGCAGGAACUGAUCUCAUCAGGAGAACCCUUCAGCCGAAGGAAGGCGAAGGAGGGUUCGGCUUAACUUUCCCUCUCCUGCUCAAGAGCGACGGGACCAAGUUUGGGAAAUCUGAGGAUGGAGCCAUUUGGUUGUCCCCUGCAAUGCUGUCUCCUUACAAGUUUUACCAGCACUUGUUCUCAGUUCCUGAUUCCGACGUGAUCAAGUUUCUCAAGAUGCUGACUUUCCUCGACAUGAAGGUGGUAGAUGAGAUGGAAUUGCAGAUGCAGAGUCCGGGUUACUUGCCAAACACUGCACAGAAGCUGCUUGCAGAAGAGGUGACUCGAUUUGUCCAUGGCGAAGAAGGCCUUCGAGAGGCGAUCAAGGCUACUGAGGCUUUGAGGCCUGGAGCCGAGACUAAGUUGGACUGGAAGACGAUUGAAGGGAUUGCUGAGGAUGUGCCUUCCUGUUCCAUGGCAUAUAAUGAAGUUGUCAAUCUGUCGGUCGUUGAUCUCUCAGUGUCUUCUGGUUUGUUGGAAAGCAAAUCGGCAGCUAGGAGGUUGAUGAAGCAAGGAGGUUUGUACCUGAACAAUAGCAGAGUUGAUGAGGAGAGUAAGAGAAUCGAGAAUGAAGACAUAGUUGAUGGGAAGCUUCUCCUUUUGUCUGCUGGCAAAAAGAACAAGGUUAUAGUUCGCAUUUCUUGAUCUCCCAUAUGGCUUAAAUUCAACAGGCAGUUAGUUGCCUUAAAAGUGGAGCUUUUGUUUCGCUCUGUUGUUGAGAAGUGCAGCUCUUCAUUUUUGAGAGGUUCACGAAACCAUUUGUAAGCACUGUUUAAUUGAUUCAUCAAACAAGUUUCUUCCUUUACCUAUCACAUCGAUUUGUUUCUGUGAAUGGUAUUUUGGUCACAUUCAAAGUAGGUCUUCUAUGUAUUCGCAUCUUUAUGUUAGUCCAUUGAGCUGCACUCAAAGCAAACCAGCUUAGAAAGUACCAAUAGAAGCUCAGUUCACCCGCUACUGCAGCAGCUGAUAAACAACUUGGUUACAG
Linum trigynum is the source of this 1961-nucleotide messenger RNA. Lineage: Eukaryota; Viridiplantae; Streptophyta; Magnoliopsida; Malpighiales; Linaceae. The record is from the annotation of a GenBank genome assembly.